ACGAUUAUCUUUGAGUGGGACAGCUAUACAGUUAAGAAGAUCUUUGAAGUUCCACAUGGUUCUUCCUUUAGAGCAGGAGAGGUAUAUUUCCGGUUGGCGAAGUGGAUUUGUUGACUCCGUAAAAUGGCUGAUGUAGAGAAGCCAGCAAAGACGAAGAGUGCGGAGAAACUAAAGGAUAAGAAAGUUAAGCCUGCUAAGGAGAAAGUGGAGGUAGAGAAACCUAAACUGAAGAAGCGACCAAAGAAACGCCAUGGUCGACUGUACGCUAAAGCGAUAUUCACAGGCUACAAGCGUGGUUUACGGAAUCAGCACGAGAACACCGCCCUUUUGAAAAUCGAAGGUUGCAGUCAAAAAGCAGACAGCUGGUUCUACGUUGGUAAACGCUGUGUUUAUGUUUAUAAGGCAAAGAACAAGACGCCAGUGCCUGGUAGAUCAACAAAGAAGACGAAAGUUAGGGCUGUGUGGGGCAAAGUGACGAGGCCACAUGGAUGUUCUGGAGCAGUGAGAGCAAAGUUCAAAACAAAUCUUCCUUCGAAGGCAAUGGGUCAUCGCAUAAGAAUUAUGCUGUAUCCCUCACGGAUUUGAAUGUUUAUAUUUAAUGUUGUGACUCAAUAAAGACACUUUUGUGUAA
Molecule: messenger RNA, 631 nt
Organism: Schistocerca piceifrons (Central American locust)
Lineage: Eukaryota; Metazoa; Arthropoda; Insecta; Orthoptera; Acrididae
Gene: RpL35A
Product: 60S ribosomal protein L35a
Exons: 4
Coding region: 124-585 (153 amino acids)
Biological process (GO): ribosomal large subunit biogenesis; cytoplasmic translation
Cellular component (GO): cytosolic large ribosomal subunit; ribosome
Molecular function (GO): structural constituent of ribosome
Source: RefSeq, a predicted model, not a curated record